ACCGGCCAUACACAGAGUAGAUAGAUUCGCAGAACCUUGCCAGGUGGCGCCGAGCCCACCUGGACGCCCCAUAAACCGUUGACAUCACCACUAAUUUACUCAUCACACACACAAGAUUUAAUCACCAGCUAGCGUCUGGCGAUGCAAGAGUCCACUCCACUCCAGUAUCAGCAGCUAGCACACCAUUCUUCCUGAUGCCAGCCAUGGCCAAUCCUGCAGUGAUGUUCAUAGCAGUGAUCCUUGCCAUCGUCUCUACCGCAGCUGCCAGCAACGCCACGGCGAGCCCGGCCAAGAACACGACGGCGCCGCUGCCGCCGUUCGCCACCAACCACGCCGUCGGCGACGGCGCCGGGUGGUUCUUCGACUGGAAGGCGAACGCCUCCGCCGCCAACUACUCCGCCUGGGCCGCCAACCGCACCUUCUACCUCGGCGACUACCUCAGUUUCAAGACGGACACGAGCAACACGGUGGUGCACACGACCAACGCCACGGCGUACAAGCUCUGCAGCGCCGGCGUCGCGGCGAACGGCAGCAGCGGGUGGAAGGCGGAGGAGGCGUUCCUGGCCGUGAUGCUGACGGCGGAGGGCGCCAACUACUUCUUCUCGGACGCCGGGGACGGGGAGCACUGCCGGAAGGGGGUGCGGUUCGAGGUCGCCGUCGCGCAUGGCCGCGGCCUCCCGUCGGUGCCAGCGUCGUACUACGAGCCGCUCUCCGGCGCACCGGCUGGGAUGCCGGACGGCUGGGCUGCGGCGGCCAUGUGGGGUGCCUUGGCUGUUGCAGUAUUAGUGCUGUGAUGUCCUAGUUGAUCCUGGUACAAUUUUACUUCGAAAUCUUUAGUUUGAAAUCCUUUUUUGAAUCAAAGUUUUGUACGAGGAGAUGACUAAUAUGUUCAUUAUACAAACAUUAUAAUUUUGUAACUUUUGCUAAUA
Molecule: messenger RNA, 929 nt
Organism: Setaria italica (foxtail millet)
Lineage: Eukaryota; Viridiplantae; Streptophyta; Magnoliopsida; Poales; Poaceae
Product: cucumber peeling cupredoxin
Exons: 2
Coding region: 195-794 (199 amino acids)
Cellular component (GO): plasma membrane
Molecular function (GO): electron transfer activity
Source: RefSeq, a predicted model, not a curated record